Molecule: messenger RNA, 2004 nt
Organism: Closterium sp. NIES-65
Lineage: Eukaryota; Viridiplantae; Streptophyta; Zygnematophyceae; Desmidiales; Closteriaceae
Source: the annotation of a GenBank genome assembly
AUGGCGCUGGCCAAUCAGCCGUCGCCUCAGUGCGAGGGGGUCAUGGUGCAGCUGCUGCAGACGCUCAACCUCAUGAUUCAGAACCUCAAGAGCGAAAAGGCCAUCUACUACAUGUUCAGCAAGGAGCACAUCAACAACGUCAUCUCCUUUAUUCCACCUCGAACCCCUCGAAGCCCUUUCACACCCCCCACCUCCCCAUCUUUUUCACAUCCUCUCUCUUCCUUCCCACCACACCCAACACUGGCCUGGCAGACUACAUGUUUCAGCAAGGAGCACAUCAACAACGUCAUCUCCUUCCCCUUUGAUUUCUCCGAUGAGGAGCUGCUCGCAUACUACAUCUCCUUCCUCAAAACGCUGAGCAUGAAGCUGGACAAGUCUACCAUCUCCUACUUCAUCGUGGAAAAGGAGGAUGGCAGCAGCGCCUUCCCCCUGUACGUGGAGGCAAUCCGCUUCUUCCACCACGAGGAGAGCAUGGUCCGCAUCGCCGUGCGCACGCUCACCCUCACCAUCUACAAUGUGCAUGACGAGCGGGCCAACCGCUUUGUGCUGAGCCCAUCAGCCAUCCGGUACUUUGAGGACCUGGCCAUUUUCGUGCGCCAGCAGAGCUUCACUCUUGCUCGCCUUGUUGCCAACGCUGUCAGGAACUUUGGGUCGAUAGUGGACGUGGGGCGGGUGGAGGCGUCGAUAGCGGAGAUCGGCGAUCUACUCUACUACUGCAACGACGUCAUGAGCGCUGGAAUCCCACAGCUCUCAGAGGUGGUCUCGGAGCACCUCCUCAGCAACUGGGUCUUCCCCGUGCUCCUCGCCUCGCUCUCCCCCGAGUCUGGCUCGCCCAAUGCGAAGCGCAUAUCACCGCUGUGCGCCAUGUACCUGCUGUCGCGUGUGCUGCACGUGGUGACCUACCGCCCCUUCCUUGACACCGCCACCUGCUCCAUCGCCGCCUCCCUCUCCGCCAGCCCUGCUCUCGCGAAGCGCAUAUCACCGCUGUGCGCCAUGUACCUGCUGUCGCGUGUGCUGCAUGUGGUGACCUACCGCCCCUUCCUCGACACCGCCACUCGCUCCAUCGCCGCCUCCCUCUCCGCCAGCCCUGCUGGCUCCGACGGGGUGCUGCCUCAGCUGUAUGAGUUCCAGCAGCAGCAGGGCAAACCGCAGGAGAAGCAGCAGGAGAAGCAGCAGGAGAAACGGCAGGAGAAGCAGCAUGUGAGGAGGAGCAGAAGCGCAUCGAGCUCUGCGGAUUUUGGGGUUCAGGAUAGCGAGUUUGGUGUAGGGAAAGGGAGGGAAGGAGCUUCUGGUGGCGCUGGUGGUGCGGCAGCAGCAUUGGUAGGAGCAGCGGCUGCAGCGGCAGGCACAGCAACAGCAGGUCACAGGUUGUCUGAUACCCAUCACCUCUCUGCAAGGCCUCCGGUCCCCCCUCCUGCUCACCUUACAACCACUGCUUCUGCUUCUGGUGCACAAGGCAUAGUCUCCCCACCUUCUGCAGCAGCAGCAGAGAGGAGGGAUGGAGACGCGAGUGCAGGAGGAGUGGCAGAAAGGGGAGAAUCCUCAGCAGUAGACAGGGCAGAAGGGAAGAAGGCCAAGUGGCCGCUGGCAGCAAGACCUGGAAUUGCGGACUCGCCUAAGGGUUCCUUCUCAGAGAGUCUGGAAGGGCGGGAGGGCAGAGAUGGGGGCAGUGAGGAAGCAGGGGAGAGAGGAGGGGAGAGAACAGGGGACGGCAGGGAAGAUGUAGCGGCAGCAGAUGCGCCGAAUGGGUAUGUUCCUGGAAGAGAGGAGCAGAAAGCAAGCAGGGGGAAGAUAAGAAUCGUGGGGAGGAUGGAAUCGCAGUGGUGGUACGAGCGGUGUUGUGCGGUCAGCAUCGGCACGAGACAGGCCGGCUCUGUCGGCGCGCAGGCACCUCAGGACCCAGAGCAGCGGCAGCAGCAGGAGCCUUACCGACUCGCCCCAGCGCAUCAAGAGCUCAGACUCCCCACAGCAAAUGAAGAGCUUGGACUCUCCGCAGCUGAAUGA